Molecule: messenger RNA, 2370 nt
Organism: Electrophorus electricus (electric eel)
Lineage: Eukaryota; Metazoa; Chordata; Actinopteri; Gymnotiformes; Gymnotidae
Source: RefSeq, a predicted model, not a curated record
AUUAUUGUCUCAAGUUUUAGUUUCAGAGAAUUCCAGUUUGCACAGACAAUGAUAUUUGCUGUGGGAGAAAUAAACAAAAAUCCUAAUAUUCUGCCUGGAGUUUCCCUGGGAUACAAAAUCUACAAUAAUUGUGGAUCUAUGGACAUACUGAGAUCCGCACUGGCCUUGGUGAGUGGGCAUGAAAGCUCAAAUACAAGAAUAAUGUGCAACUCUUAUAACCCAAGAACAGUCCAAGCCAUUAUUGGGCAUUCUGGGUCAACACCUACGAUAGGCAUUGCGAGGACUGUUGGAAGUUUUCAUAUUCCAGUGAUCAGUCAUUUCGCUACCUGUGCUUGCCUGAGCAGCAGAAAAGAGUUCCCCUCCUUCUUCAGGACAAUUCCAAGUGAUUACUACCAGAGCAGAGCACUGGCACAUCUAGUCAAACACUUUGGAUGGACUUGGGUGGGGGUUUUAAGUAACGCAAAUGACUAUGGACUGAACGGCAUUGCUAUGUUUAUUACAGCAGCUCGUGCAGAAGGUAUUUGUAUUGAAUACUCUGCAGAUUUUGAGAGCACAAGUCCACAUCAAGAGAUACUCCGAAUUGUGGACAUCAUCAAAAACUCCACAUCAAAGGUGAUAAUAGCAUUCAUGUCCCACAGAGAGAUUAAGGUUCUUGUGGAGGUAUUACAUAAACAAAGUGUUACAGGACUGCAGUGGAUUGGCAGUGAUGCUUGGAUCACAGACAAUUCCCUCACAGAUAGCCUAGGACACACUUCUCUGAUCGGUUCAAUAGGUUUCACUGUACCCAAGGCUAAAAUUCCUGGAUUGGGGCACUUUUUACAAGAAGUCAGCCCCUCACAAUUUCCCAACAGCAUGUUUAUUAAAACCUUCUGGGAAAGUGUGUUUAACUGUUCCCUACAUCCAGUCAUGGGUCAGAGGACAUGUAAUGGCGCUGAGCAUUUAAAAGAUGUAGAAAACCUUUUUACUGAUGUGUCUGAUUUGAGUUUCACCAACAAUGUCUACAAGGCUGUUUAUGCAGUAGCACACGCCUUGCACAAUCUACUAUUAUGUGUGCAAAGCAAUGGUUCAUUUUCUAAUGUAAACUGCACUGAAUUUUCCAAAAUAAAUCCUUGGGAGGUUUCAAACUCCUUGCAGAAUGUAAAUUUCAUCACACCUCAAGGGGAAAGUGUAUUUUUUGAUAAAAACGGAGAUUCACCAGCAAGAUAUGAGUUGAUUAACCUGCAACGAGCCUCUGAAGGCACCAUGAAAGCAGCAACAAUAGGGUACUAUGAUGCAUCUUUGCCUAAAGGCCAGCAGUUAACUAUGAAUGGAAUACAAAUUGUCUGGAAAGAGGGAAGCAAAAUGGUUCCAGUGUCUAUGUGCAGUGAGAGCUGUCCCCCAGGUACCAGGAAGGCUGUUCAGAAAGGGAAGCCUGUCUGCUGCUUUGACUGUAUACCAUGUGCACCAGGAGAAAUGAGCAACUCAACAGAUUCACUUAACUGCUUAAAAUGCCCCUUGCAAUAUUGGUCAAACACAAAAGGAGAUGCCUGUAUUCCAAAAGAAGUUGAAUUCUUGUCAUAUGAGGAAAAAAUGGGGAUAGUGCUUGUUCUUUUUUCUCUGGUUGGGGCCUUUUUCACUAUUCUAACCAAAUUUAUUUUCUAUUGUUUUAGAAAUACUCCCAUAGUUAGAGCCAACAACUCAGAGCUGAGCUUCCUGCUGCUCUUCUCUCUGACUCUGUGUUUCCUCUGUUCACUUACUUUCAUUGGUCGGCCCUCUGAGUGGUCCUGUAUGCUGCGUCACACAGCAUUUGGUAUCACCUUCGUCCUCUGCAUCUCCUGUGUUCUGGGGAAAACAAUAGUGGUGUUAAUUGCCUUCAGGGCUACACUUCCAGGCAGUAAUGUCAUGAAAUGGUUUGGGCCUCCACAGCAGAGACUCAGUGUUCUUGCUUUCACUCUCAUACAGGUCCUUAUUUGUGUGCUUUGGUUAAUAAUAUCACCGCCAUUCCCAUAUAUGAAUAUGGAUUAUUACCAAGAAAAAAUCAUCCUAGAAUGUAAAUUAGGUUCAUCCUUCGGUUUCUGGGUUGUACUGGGAUACAUAGGACUCCUAGCUAGUUUAUGUUUUAUUUUGGCAUUUUUAGCACGGAAGUUGCCUGAUAACUUUAAUGAAGCCAAAUUCAUCACAUUCAGCAUGCUCAUAUUCUGUUCAGUUUGGAUUGCAUUUAUUCCAUCUUAUAUCAGCUCUCCUGGAAAAUUUACUGUAGCUGUGGAGAUAUUUGCCAUUUUGGCCUCAAGUUAUGGUUUAUUAUUCUGUAUUUUUAUACCAAAAUGCUAUGUGAUUUUACUAAGACCUGAAAUGAACACUAAAAAGCAAGUCAUGGGGAAAACCAAAUGA